Mugil cephalus (flathead mullet) is the source of this 4262-nucleotide messenger RNA. It is a transcript of the gene rtkna, whose product is annotated as rhotekin a. The record is from RefSeq and is a predicted model, not a curated record. The transcript is spliced from 12 exons. Gene Ontology annotation, biological process: septin ring organization; actomyosin contractile ring assembly; signal transduction. Gene Ontology annotation, cellular component: actomyosin contractile ring. Bases 537 to 2732 code for a protein of 731 amino acids. NCBI's taxonomy places the organism in Eukaryota, Metazoa, Chordata, Actinopteri, Mugiliformes, Mugilidae.
GCCGGGCAGCGUCAGGGCGCACACAGUGGAGUAGUUGUGCCGAUCACUCCUGCAGAGGCGAUGCCCUUUUGUGGAGAGGUCUCUUGUCACAGAGGACAGACGGCAUUCACUAAAGGGACACAAGGACACAAAGAGAAGAAUUGCAUUUUAAAAGGAUCCAUUCUUUCCUCGCUGCCGCUGGGUGUUGACUGUGGGUGUUUGAGAGAAUCUUUGUUGCCCGGAGAAAAGUAGAGAAGAAGAAUACGCGCCGCGAACGAGUUGGGGGAUUUUUUUUUUUUAUGAACUGUGUUACUCCAGCGCAGUCGAUGCUGUCAUCCACUCCACCUCUGCCUGCUUUCCCAGAGUUGGUAGUCUUGUUUUGGAUGAGCAGCGGAAGUUUUACGCAGUGUUUUACGCGCCGAUCUUACUAGCGGCGACAGCACAGGAGGCUGUCAUCAUGAACUUUCUGUCCCCGGUUCCUGCGGGGUAGCGAUUUGAACUCGUUGAUGAUUCAAAACAAGUUAAAGGACAUCGCUCUGUGAUUAUCAGCAUAAAGGAUGCCAACUGAUCAACACGCAAACAUGGAGGAAAAACUGUGGAUACUGGAAGACCUCAAUAUGAUGUAUAUCCGACAGAUUGCACUCAGUUUACAGGACAGCGACAUUCAGAAGAAGAUUGACCAUGAGAUCCGGAUGCGCGAUGGAGCCUGCAAACUGCUGGCGGCCUGCUCCCAGAGAGACCAGGCUUUGGAGGCGGCGAAGAGCCUGCAGACGUGCAGCACCCGCAUCAUGGCCUACAUGUCGGAGCUGCAGAGGAUGAAGGAGGCUCAGGUCAUGCAGAAGGUCACGCGCAGGUCGUCGGAUGCGGGGCCGAUGGACGACAGGCACCCCUGCAAAGGAAAAGUGGCCAUAUCAGAUCUUCGGAUCCCUCUCAUGUGGAAAGACACAGAGUACUUCAAGAACAAAGGAGAGCUCCAUAGGUGCGCGGUGUUCUGCCUGCUGCAGCUGGGAGGAGAGAUCUUUGACACAGACAUGGUGAUCGUAGACCGGACGCUCACCGAUAUUUGCUUCGACAACACCAUUGUAUUCAGCGAAGCCAGCCCAGGUUUUGAGCUGCGUGUUGAGCUGUACAGCUGCUGCUCAGAGGACGACUACUCUGCAGGGAGCACGCCCAGGAAACUAGCCAGCAAGCUGAGCUCCUCUCUUGGGCGAUCGGCUGGGAAGAAGCUCAGAGCCACCAUGGAGCCCGGACCCUGCAGUCCCGUCAGCAAUGGAGGGGCAUCCCCUCUGCUGCUGCCAGUUCCCUCUGUACCGGGCCCUAAGUAUCACCUCUUAGCUCAUACCACCCUGUCGUUGUCACACGUCCAGGACAGCUUUCGCACGCAUGACCUCACCAUUUCAGGCAACGAGGAGUGUUCGUACUGGCUACCGCUCUAUGGCAGCAUGUGUUGCCGCCUCGCAGCUCAGCCUCACUGUAUGACCCAGCAGAUGAUGAGUGGAGGUUUGAAAGUGAAGCAGUGUGGAGGUGACCCUCAGAGUUGGACGAAGGUGUACGCCGUUCUGAAAGGAACGAGCCUUUUCUGUUACCACCGGCAAGAAGACGUAGAGGCCAAUGUUGAGCCAGCUUUCACCAUUGGCAUAAACAAGGAGACCAGAAUACGCGCGUCGGAGAAAGACCCUCACAGUAAAGUUCAGAAUAUCUGCAUCAGCAAUCAUUACGGAGGGGAGGAGGUCACGCACACUCUGACCACAGACAGCCGUGAGGACACACACCGCUGGAUGGAGGCGUUCUGGCAGCAUUUCUAUGACAUGAGCCAAUGGAAACAAUGCUGCGAUGACCUAAUGAAAAUUGAGCUCCCGUCACCUAGGAAACCGGCUCCUGUCACACCAAAACAGGGCUCUCUUUACCAUGAAAUGGUUAUUGAGUCAUCUGAUGACCUCAGCACUGUAUCGGACAUUCUGGCUCGGAGGAUGCAGGAGCUGGAGCUCCGCAGCCAGCUGGGCACCUCUCCCAACUGGAUGUCCGUGUUUGAGGAGAACAACACCAAGAGCGCUGGUCGCCCUCGUCACUGUACUUCUCACCUGUCCGGCCACAGCCCCUGCACCCCUCACCGCUUGCCUCGAAGCCCCGUGAGCCCCCACCGCUGCCCACAGCUGGGACUGCUGUCCUCAGACGCGAGUCUGGCCUCAGACAGUGACAGCCACUGCAGCACCAGCCCCUGCUCCCAUCACCAUGGCUGGGUCGAGUCUUCUUCAAACUUCUCGCUUGCGUCGUCGUCUCCGUCCCGCCUGAGGCCACGCACUCUUUCGCUAGAUGCUAAGCUCAGCACCCUCAAAGGGAGGGGUUAUGGAGGAGGAGGGACCUACCAGUGCCCCUCUCAGCCUCCCCCCUUGUCGCUGCUCGCUCCUCUCCCCAUGUCCUCUCUGUCACCUCUGUCGCAGCGUAGCACGCAAACCACACUGUCCUGCUCUAGCUCCACUUCCAGCAACAGUUCCAGCAACAGUGAGGGCAGCCACAGCCCCGAGUCCUCUGAGGGAGUUCCCUUCUCAAGGCCCUCCCCGGCACGACGCAGCCUCAGGAACCUCAGGGCCAGACUUGAUCCCCGCAACUGGCUCCAAAGUCAGUGUGAACCAAACUCAAGGCAAACUGCGGAAGAGGAUGCCUCUAGCCUGCCCCCUGGUGGAGGAUGGAUCAUGGGAGAAUCUGAAUUGUCUUCUAACACAAAAGACGUGACAAUCACUGCAGGAGUGUAAGUUGCUUGGUUGCCACAGUUUUGAAGACGGUCCACAACUAAAUGGGAGGUACUAUGCUUGCUUUCAGAAAUGAUUUUCAUGCUGCUUGGGAGAAAGUGAAGCUAACACGUAAUGACUUGCUCUGAAACACGCCACACUAGGCCUACUCUCUGUCUUUGAAAUGUAAUUUUGAAACUGGAAAAGGUUCAGCGUCGUCCUCUGCGUCUGCCAUCCUGGCCACUCAAACAUUGUUCCAAGGUCAUCUCUGUGGGUGCACUAGUCACGUUUUUGGCUGGACGCUUCCCAUUGUUAUGUUCAUGAAAGAUUUGUGGUGUUUAUGCUAUGGAAGCCAGUGAGCAUGAAUCAAGACGAGCCUCGAGCAUAAUCAGUCGAGAGCUGUCAAAUGUUAGAAACUGAUGGAUCAAGAGUUAAGGGUUGAUGUUAGUAGCCUGUACCGUGAUACCUGCUUCGGUGUACUUAACCCAAUUAUACAUUCAGAACGUGAUCCACGUGCGACUCCUAAAACGACUAUGCACCGUUUUGUUUCAAUGCAUGAACUGUCCUGUGGUUAGACUACCCGAGACUGUGUCGACAAUGAAUCUGGUGAAGGCUUAGCCCAAUGCAAGUGCUCAUACUUACUGUACUUACUGGUUAUGACUGUGAUCUCUUCAGGGUAAAACUCUCUCUUACUUUCACACAUCUAUGUGCACAUUAUUGACAGGCCGCCAUCAGAAGCAGGUAAUACUGUACUGGUCCCUUAAGUAUAUAAAAUAAAUCUUUAAUAAACCUUUAGGAACCAAAGUAUUAUUGAAAACCCAAGCCAUAAAUAAACUUAGAGUAUGUCACUGCAGUGUCAUAGGAUUUCAUUGUAUGAUGACUCCAAUAAAAAUGUGAAACAUCCACUAAUCCAUUGACAUAGACAUUAUUCUAUGGUGGCUGAAUUUCAAAAUUCUUCCUAUGAAACUAAAUUUACGUGAAACUCAAGUCAGUUGUUAGGUUUAUCAUAGCAAGAGCAGAAAUUAAAUUAUUUACACUGACAUCUAUUAUUUUAUUAUUUCAAUUGUUGCCAUUAGACAACUCACAUUUACUUCUUAUUACAAGGAAAACAUAUAUAAAUUCUCAUCCCUCAUCAGUGCAGUGAAGCCUCUUUUAUUUUCCUGUCUAUUGUUUAUUGCAUUAACAUUUAGGGCUCUUGGGAUUUUAUUCAAAACUGUCAUAUGCGGCAUUUGUUACUGUAAAUUAAUUUUUCUAAGUUAACAAGCGAACCUCCUCUCUUUGUCUUUUGUUACAUUCGUUGAUUUUGUUACUAAAUGCAGCUAUACUGAUACCUGAUCAUCACAAGGUUAACGGAUGAUGUUGCAGAUCUUCAACUGUUACAAAUAGAUAACACUGAAUGUUAUAUAACCUUGCAAGAGUUUCCCCCCCUGAUGUUAGCAGGCUAUUAUGUUCUGCAUGUACGGCGUCCUCGAAGGGGAACAUAAAAUGAGAAAUGUGGAAACCCUCGUGUAUUAAUAAUAUAACAUUAAUUAUAAUAAAUGUUUUAUCAAUACA